AGCGACAACAAUCAACAGAAAAACAAAGUCUCUGCCGUUUCACCUCCAAAGUUCCAGCGUUUUACUCCAAUACCGAGACAUGGCCAAUGGAACGUUCAUUCUCUACAUCGCCGCACCCACCUUCCUUCUAACUCUCUUCACCUACCACCUAUUCCUCAAACUCGUCAGACGCAGGCCCGUCUCCCACAACCAAGCCCGCCGACGGCCCAACCUCCCGCCGGGCUCCAUGGGCUGGCCCAUCAUCGGCGAGACGCUCCAGCUCUACUCCCAGGACCCCACCUCCUUCUUCUCCAGCAAGCAAAAACGGCACGGCGAGAUCUUCAAAACGCACAUCCUGGGCUGCCCCUGCGUCAUGCUCGCCAGCCCGGAGGCCGCCCGCUUCGUCCUCGUCAUUCAGGCCCACCUCUUCAGGCCCACGUACCCCAAGUCCAAGGAGCGGCUUAUUGGGCCUUCGGCUCUGUUCUUCCACCAGGGCGAUUACCACCUCCGCCUCCGCAAGCUCGUCCAGCGCGCCCUCUCCCUCGACGCCACCCGCAGCUUGGCCGGAGACGUCUCCUCCCUGGCCGCCUCCGCCCUCGAGAAAUGGGACGGCGGACACGUCAUCAACACCUUCGAAGAGCUCAAAAAGUUGUCGUUUGAAGUCGGGAUCCUGGCGAUUUUCGGACACCUGGAAGAGCAUUACAGAGUGGAGUUAAAAAGGAAUUACGGCAUCGUCGAAAAAGGCUACAAUUCAUUUCCCACCACCGUUUCUGGAACUCCUUACAAAAGGGCGCUUACGGCGAGGAGGGAUCUGAGUGAGAUAUUGGUGGGCAUAAUCGGCGAGAGGAAAGAGAAGAAGCUAUUGGAGAAAGAUCUGUUGGGUUGUUUGCUGAAUUCCAAGGACUACAAAGGGCAACUACUGACGGACGACCAGGUCGCCGACAACGUCAUCGGAGCUCUGUUCGCCGCUCAGGACACGACGGCCAGCGCCAUGACGUGGAUUGUCAAGUACCUCCACGACAACCCGAAGCUUCUCGAGGCUGUCAAGGCCGAACAGAAGGCAAUUCAGGAGGUGAAUGGAAGGGACGGCAAUGAUAAUGCGGCGUUGAAUUGGAGUCAAACUCGUAACGACAUGCCGUUCACUCACAAGGUGGUUUUAGAGAGCCUAAGGAUAGCAAGCAUUAUAUCUUUUACAUUCCGGGAAGCGGUGGCCGACGUGGAAUACAAAGGUUACCUUAUUCCAAAGGGUUGGAAGGUGAUGCCCUUGUUCAGGAACAUUCAUCACAAUCCAGAAUAUUUCAGUGAACCUCAUAAAUUUGAUCCUUCGAGAUUUGAGGUGGCACCAAAACCCAAUACAUUCAUGCCAUUUGGCAAUGGGGUACAUGCCUGCCCUGGAAAUGAGCUUGCUAAGCUGGAGAUGCUUAUUUUCAUCCACCAUUUGGUCACCAAGUUCAGGUGGGAAGUGGUAGGAUCUGAGAGUGGGACACAGAACUGCCCAUUUCCAGUGCCAAUGAAUGGACUCCCAGCAAGAUAUUGGAAACAAGUCCCCAGCAGCUAAGUUUAAGAUACAUAGUAGUAGAGAUUAUUAUCAAUUUGGGUCAUGAUUUACCCAUAUAAUUAGCUUGUGUAGUGUAAUUUUCUUCCCCUUUUUAAGUUUUGCCAAUGUAGAAUCUUACAAGUUCCAUUAUCAGUUCUAGAUCUAGUUUGUAGAUCUUCAACCCAAGCACUUAAUGGUAGUUUCUCCAUUUCAUAAUUCAUGCACUUAGUUCUUAAUUUGAUGAAAUGUUGGGUGUUCCAUAUUUGGUUCAAAAUAAUUUGUGUCUACUUUAGACGUGUGUGUAUAUAUAUAUAUAUAUUACGGGACUCGUGAAUUGUGCGAGAUUGAGCAAAAGGUUCUUCUUUUUAUGUCCCUUAAAUUUUAGGAUGAUUGUUCACUUAUUGAAGGAAAAGUAGUCAUCACCUUUGUGGCUGGAAGGCACCAGUCGCCUAUUCUCCUCUUUGGUUUGGUGCACAAAGAUCACAAACCCUUUUCAAGACUUUAUAUGAUCUGAUCUCAUGACCAUGCAAAAUGAUGGAGCUUGAUUAUACCCUAUAAUUAACCACAAGUAUUGCAAAAUAAUGACUCAUAAGUGAUCAGUUUUCGUGAAAGAUACUAUAUAUGAUGAACUUAUGCUAUUAAAUCAUCUCAAUCUGUUAUGAAAUGCAAACUGGUUAUCCUAUGAAAGCAAGAAUUGAGAACUACGUUCUUGAAACAUAUAUAAGUUCCAAUCUAGCUAGUUUCAGGCCCUACAAAAUUCGUACAUGCGAUAGUUAUGUCUCCAACAUCUCAAUGCAUAUGUUUCUCAUUUUCGUCUUUUCUUUUCUUUUUAGUUUGGCUAUAAAUAGAAUUUACCACU
This is a messenger RNA of Linum trigynum, 2375 nucleotides long. NCBI's taxonomy places the organism in Eukaryota, Viridiplantae, Streptophyta, Magnoliopsida, Malpighiales, Linaceae. The record is from the annotation of a GenBank genome assembly.